Plectropomus leopardus (leopard coralgrouper) is the source of this 393-nucleotide messenger RNA. Lineage: Eukaryota; Metazoa; Chordata; Actinopteri; Perciformes; Serranidae. The record is from RefSeq and is a predicted model, not a curated record.
GUGCAUAAAAAGUGCUUUUUCCAUUGUAACUGUGUGUGUGUGUGUGUGUGUGUGUGUGUGUGUGUCACAGCUCAGAAGACGGCCCUGAUCGUGUACGCCCACCAGAGUCCGGGUUCGUUUAAUGCGGCGGUUUGUGACGUGACGAUGGAGGAGCUGACGGCGCAGGGCUACAGGGUCCUCAUGUCUGACCUGUACGCCAUGAACUUCAGAGCCAACGCCACCCAGGACGACAUCAUCGGUGAACUGAAGAAUCCGGAGCUUUUCCAGUACGGCGAGGAGACCAUGCACGCCUGGUUGGAGGGCUGUCUCAGCGCCGACAUCGUGCACGAGCAGCGUAAAGUGGAGGAGGCGGAGCUCGUCAUCUUCCAGGUCAGAGGUCACUCACAUCGAUAG